Molecule: messenger RNA, 7732 nt
Organism: Chlorocebus sabaeus (green monkey)
Lineage: Eukaryota; Metazoa; Chordata; Mammalia; Primates; Cercopithecidae
Source: RefSeq, a predicted model, not a curated record
UCUCCCACCUUAGCCUCACAAAGUGUUGGGAUUACAGGCAUGAGCCACCAUGCCUGGCCCACAGUGGUUUAUGUGGAAUAAAUGGAGCCAAUAAACUGACUGUGUGUGAGUGGCUUUGUCUUUACAGCCAAAACAAAUCACAGAUUCCCACCUGUCAGAUUUGGCAUUUUUCCUUCUCUAGCAUAUCACAUCAACUACCUGUUGGAUAGGAUUUUAGGAGCAGGCACGGAGCCCAGUUGCUUCCUUCUGUCUACUUCAGCUUCCCGUGCCAGGAGUUCUUGCUUUACUUAGAGGGACAUCUAAUCUUAGGCAUGUGGAGCAAAUACGGACCACCACACAGCUCACAAGAAUUUUUAUUAAAGGGGAUUCUUUUUGUGAUUUAGCUGGCAUAUAUGAGAUAGUAAAAUAUAACCACUUGCCAGGAUGGAAUUGGAGAGGUUUGGUGUGAACAUAGAAAAGGCCAUUUGCUAAAAAUGGGUACCUGCAAUGAAUGUUCAAAAACAAUCAAGUUUAUUAUUAAAAAGAUAAGAAAAUACUGUAUUACAUGUGUUGUACUUUGAAUUCUGCAAGUCAUUUUGUUGCAUGUCGUGGUUGAGGAAGUGAUGAGAAUGGUAAAUUUCCUUCAGGUAUAUGUCCUUAACCGUGUGUUGAUGGAAUAAAGGGGAGUGAACCAGGUGGAAAGAUUUAAGGCCAAGCCAUCAAAGUGAAUUGAAGACAUUAAGAGAAUCUAAGAGGCCCAAAUGAUGGACCCCCAGGAGCUCACAGAAUUAUCCUUUCUAACAGCCUUGCCCAGUCAUCUGAACAUGCAGAGAGAAUGACCUCCUUGCCACUGACUGUUUUCAAGGAGGUGCAGAGGCAGCUUACACUGGUUAUGCGGACUGAGCACACGGCACCUGGGAACUCCACUCUUCCCCAAUACUGCAUUGCCCAAAGCUCAGAACGCACUCAGAGAUGUCAAAGAGAUGCAGUGCUCCUGAGUGGAAAUUGGAUUAGAACUUCAGAAGGGAUUUUCAAACUUUUUGAAUAUAAAUCCUGCAAGAGCAAACAAGCAGCACAUGCAGACAACCAGCAGUGAGAGGGUGUGGUGACUCUGAGGACCUGACUGGGUUAGUGUGUUUAGUUAGAGCAGGGGAGUGUGGAGAGAGGAGGUCAGGCAGCCUUUGUGCGGUGUAGACAGUGAGCCGCAAGGCCAGUUUUGUGUUUUAGGGAGACUUUAUGGGCAGGCACCUCCGGCACACACAGUCUAGAAGAUGACCCCAUGUGAGGUAACAGGUGCCUGUGAGGAGGGCGUACGGUGAGAAUGGCAGGAGUGGGUGGAGGGGAGUUCUGUCAUUUGCGAGGUUCUUAAAAUUAUGUAAGGGGAUAUGUAUAGUCGAAACCACCCAUGAAAAUCCCUCAGGAAGGGCCCGUUUAUACAGCUCUGAGUCAGUGGAGAGAAAAUGGAUUUUCCCUCAGCAUAGAGGAACUUUAUUCUGCACCAGCUGGGGUGGUUGACUUACAUUUAGGAGUACAGUGUGGUGUGUGGAAGCACACAUUGUUCAUUAGGUUGCCCUCAGUCCAGCACUUUGCUCCCAGUCACAGUACGUUGAAGCUGAGACCACCUGAGAGCAGUUGGACUCCCAGAGCCAGUACUCAUUAAGGAGCCCGGAGCAGACAUCGUAUUACUCAUGUAGUUAUUUCACCUGCUCUCAUAUUUGGCCUCAUUGUUCUGGCUUGUACCCUCACUAGCUUUUGUAUGCUGUUAAGUUAUAUAUAGUUAGCAGAGAUAAACAGGAGGUAGACUUGGUGAGUCUUAGUGAUGAGAAUUGGUAGCAGUUAAGAGAAAUCUAGGCUGACUCAGAUUUUGAGAUGGGGCAGUGCAUGGAUGAUAAUGUGAUUGGUUAAGAUGGGAAACAUGAGAAGAAACUCACUUGAGGGAGGGAGGAGGAAGGAGAGUUUGGUUUUGUACAUGCUGAGGUCUAAGGGUCUAACUGGGCUGCACAGGUAAAGAAGCCGAGGAACAGCCAGCUCCAAGCUGCAGGUGUUGAUGUAGGAGUCAGUAGCGUUCACGUGUUGAUUGUUGAUGGAAAAUUAACUCUGAUUACUAAAAUAAAACAUACCAUCCUUGGUAUUUUAGAGAUGAAUGUACGAAUACAUGAUUAUUUUGAGAUCUCUAGGUAAAGUUAGUGCUCUGUGAAAUCAUUUUCUUCAUGAACCUGGUGAAAUUAAAAAAUGCUAGCCAUGGCAGUACCCUACAUCUGAAUCACAAUUGCGUUAUGUCCUGACUUACUCUAGUUUCCUUUCUGAAUUCUUGAGAAUGGUUAGACCUGCCUUGUGCACUUCACUAACCAGUGUAGACCUAGCCAGUGUAGACCUAGCCAGUGUAGAGGUCAGCUUUCUUGGAUUUGCUAAGCCACCUCCUGCACGUACUUUCCAGCUUCCAGUAUAUGGUCGCCUCCUCUCCUAUUCUCUCUUCCUUGAGGAUUUGUAUUUUAAAAAAUGUUUCUUUACUGUAGUUUUAGAGGGGCAUGAAGGUGGAGUAGUAUUAGAUACAUGUGUUCAAUUUUCUGUCUUUAUCCAGAAAUAUGGGUUGGUUUUAUGAUAGUCAUUGUUCAUUUUUAAAUCAAUACCAGGUGAUAAUUUUACCAGCGUUAUGUAUAAAAAUGUUUAUGUAGCUUGCAUUCAUUGAUGCUUUGAUCAUAUGCUUCUAUAUUUAAAAAAACCAGAUUAUUCUCUUUCUCUUCUUCUCACUGUUGCACUUGACUAAUCUUAAAGAGAGGAAAACCCCCAGAAAAACUGGACAUCUCCUAUUUAGAUCUUGUUAUAAAUAAUAGUUUGAGAAAAUUUUAAUUACAUUUGUCUCCUAAAGGAAUAAUUACAACAUCAAUAAUGGUGGAUAGAGAUGAAAUGGGAGAUUGAGGAAGAUGGAGGGUUUGUGAUUGUGGUCCUCAGAAUCUAUAAGGACAUGGCCUGAAUAAUGUCGAUUUUGACUCAAGAACCAGGAGAACGUCAUUAUAUUGUAAAUGUUCCCUUAAAUGGAAGUACAUAGAUUUUAAUUCUUUGAAGAUGGUGAACUGUUUUUGGCAGCAAGUAAUAGAAGUAUAGAAGCAGUAGUUUAAAAAAGUUAAGGUUUUAUUUUUCUUAAAUAAAUUUGUAGCAGAGUCCAGUGCUGAUACGGCAGCUCUCUGGUGUUGCUAAGGGUCUCUCUACUCUAGUGUCUCGAAUAUGUGGCUUUCAUUUUCAGGAUGCCUCAUGAUCACAAGUUGAUUACUGCAGCUCCAACUGUCGCCUCUGUGUUGCACGAAGGAAGAGGGUGUUAAGGGCAGGAGGCAAGUCUACUCAGCUUUGUAAGGAGCUUUCUUGGCAACCAUACUCCAGCUUUUGUGUCUUACUGGCCAGAACUUACUCACUUAGUCAUCCCUGUCCACAAGGACGUCUGGGAAAUGCUUUUGUCUGGGCCUGUUGCCGUUUCCCAUCAUAGAUCAGUGGUCUGUCCGUCACAAACUUGCAGUGUCGGUAAGUGUCACUCACAAUGCCUGCCGUAGUGGUGUCACUCACAGGCAUGAAGACAGUAGCAAAGGAAAGAUUCAGCUGCUUUCACAAAUCUGACUGGAUUUUACCUAUCUGGAGGGUGUCACCCAUGUUAGGGAACCGCUGGCCAGGAGGAAGCUGUGACAAGAUGUGCUGCGUCUCCUGCUUGGCGUUGCCAUCUUGCUGCCGUAAGUUUCUCUGUCUGUAGAUAAAGUACAUUAGGAAAUUAGGAAGUUAUAUUAGGAGUUUGUGUGAUCUUGCCCCAUGGCCCUAACUCAGAGUUUAACACUUGAUGUAGAGAUGAUUUCCCCUCCAUUACAGUAGAAUUGUAAGUAUGAUAGAGAAAAUUUGGAAGUUAUCUAUGGGACUUUUUAUAGUCUUAUCACAUUAACAUAGGUACUGUUGACAUUUAGUAUAUUUUCAUUUCAUCUUUUUACCCAUUUAAAAAUGAUUUUACACUCAAUAUUUUACUCAUUUUCUUAGUUUUCAUAACCCUUAUUUUAAUAGCUAUAUGAUUAGCUGUCUAGUAGGUAUUUCCUGUGCAGCAGCUCCACUAUUUUUAGUCAUUUUCUCGGUUUUAUAAGAAAUAAUGUAAUCUUUGUGCAUACAGUUUUUCCUAUAUUUUGAGUAUUUUUUGUUUAAAAAGAACUAGCAGUGUUUGAUUAUGGAGUUCAGCAGUGUUAAUAAUUUUAUCAGUCUCUGCAGUGUGCUAUUUCGGACUGCCAUCAGCACUGUACAAGAGGCUUGCUUUGUUUGUACUCUUGUCAGCAUUAAUAUUUUUGAUUAUUUAAUGGAUUAAAAUUUACCAUAUGCUUUAAAUUUGCAUUUUUGAUCACUUUGACCUUACAAAUUUUUCCACAUAUUAGUUGUAUUUCCUCUUUUGUGAGCUAUCCAUUCAUGCCCUGUGCUCUUUUAUGUAUCAUUUUUAUUGCUUUUCUUGUUGCUGUGAUUUCUAUGAACUUUGUUUUUACUUAACAUGUUUUUAUUCUAAAAUACACAUAACAGAAUUUACCAUUUGAACCAUUUUUGAAUGUACAGCUUGGUGGCAUUAGGCACAUUCACAAAGCAUUGCCACCGUCUGUCUCCAGAAGGCUUUUCAGCUUCCCAAACUAAAACUCUCUCCCCAUUGAACACAAAUUCUCUUUACUCCUUUACCUGCCCCUGGAGUGCCCAUUUUGCUUUCUGUCUCUAUACACUUGAUGACUCUAGGGCCCUCAUAUACAUGGAAUCAGAUAGUAUUUAUCCUUGUAUGAUCAGCUUACUUCACUUAGCUAGCAUCUUCAAGCUUCAUCCAUGUUGAAGCAUGCACCAGGAUUUCCUUUCUUUUUAAGGCUGAAUAAUAUUCCAUUGUACAUAGAUACCACAUUCUGCUUAUUCUCUGGAAGCUCUCAUGUAAUUAGGAUAGCAAGCUGCUUUUGUUGUUAUAUUUGCAGCAGGUUAGUUUUACUCAGUUAAUUUUUUGCCUUUCUCUUUUGGUUAUUUCAUUUGGACAUCUAUAACUUUAAAUUUGUAUGUGGUAAAACCCAUUUUCCUUUGAUGUUUGUAUUUAAUCUUCAUCCAUCUGGGAUUUAUUUGGAUCAUCAUUUCACACUGAACUUAGACCCAGAGAGAAUGCAGGGAGCUAGGGGUAAUCCGAUUCUUGUUGGUGAUAUCUUCUUACAGGUCUGUUUUUGCUUCAGGUUUAAUAGGCAGCUCUAUGCUGGGAGGCAAGAAACCUUCUCGUCUGUUCUCAGACAUCUUCAUACCUUCUUACCAUUUCUCUGCUGAUACUUCUCCCCUCUACUCAGUUUAAGUGUUUGUUUAUUUCACUUAUAAUUAUGCUUGGGUUCCUAUUCAAGAUGAGAAACAACUUUAUAGGUUUCUUUAGUUAAUAUGUUAUUUCUUUUGGAAUGAGAUACAAUAUUGACUAUUAUGGCUGUUUAUUGAGUGCUUCUAUGUGCCCAGCCCCAUUCUAAAUGUUCACAAGUAUUAACUCAUUUUCUAAUGCCACCAACAACCCUCUGCGAUAGGUAAUGUUAUUAGGCCCAUUUUUCAGAUUGAUAGGAGGUGCCUUAAGAGAGAGAUUGUACACACUACUGUUGGAAUCUGCAGCUCUUACUCAUGUGCUUUAAAUGAAGGAAAUUUAAAGUAUUAAUCACUAACAUUUAUGCUAUUAACUGUGUUCUGGGCACUUCACUGCUAUUAGCAAAUUUAAUCUCCUCAGCCCCGAGUAGGCACAUUGAAAUAAAUAACAUGUCGCGGAGUGUUUUUUAGGUUCCCUAUUUGCAGCCUGUGUUUGAGUAUGACUUCAUUAUUCUCUCUUCCACAUUUUGAGAUGGCUUCCUCUCUCCCAUCCAGGAAUUGAUGGAUUCUAAUUACAGUGACUAAAACUUACUUGAGGCAGCGUGUUUGAACUUUGCACCAGCUGUUGUGCCAGAGUUUAAAGUGCCAGGCUAGUUGGGGUAACUACCUCCUUCCUGCUGUAAUCAGUGACCAGACAGAGCCUCCACUCAAUACACCGGAAAACAGAGAGUAUCUUGCAGAAAUUAUGUUCGAAUCGUUUAACGUACCAGGACUCUACAUUGCAGUUCAGGCAGUGCUGGCCUUGGCGGCAUCUUGGACAUCUCGACAAGUGGGCGAACGUACGUUAACGGGGAUAGUCAUUGACAGCGGAGAUGGAGUCACCCAUGUUAUCCCAGUGGCAGAAGGUUAUGUUAUUGGAAGCUGCAUCAAACACAUCCCGAUUGCAGGUAGAGAUAUUACGUAUUUCAUUCAACAGCUGCUAAGGGAGAGGGAGGUGGGAAUCCCUCCUGAGCAGUCACUGGAGACAGCAAAAGCCAUUAAGGAGAAAUACUGUUACAUUUGCCCUGAUAUAGUCAAGGAAUUUGCCAAGUAUGAUGUGGAUCCCCGGAAGUGGAUCAAACAGUACACGGGUAUCAAUGCAAUCAACCAGAAGAAGUUUGUUAUAGACGUUGGUUAUGAAAGGUUCCUGGGACCUGAAAUAUUCUUUCACCCCGAGUUUGCCAACCCAGACUUUAUGGAAUCCAUCUCAGAUGUUGUUGAUGAAGUCAUACAGAACUGCCCCAUUGAUGUGCGGCGUCCGCUGUAUAAGAAUGUCGUUCUCUCGGGAGGCUCCACCAUGUUCAGGGAUUUCGGACGCCGACUACAGAGGGAUUUGAAGAGAGUGGUGGAUGCUAGGCUGAGGCUCAGCGAGGAGCUCAGCGGCGGGAGGAUCAAGCCAAAGCCUGUGGAGGUCCAGGUGGUCACUCAUCACAUGCAGCGCUAUGCCGUGUGGUUCGGAGGCUCCAUGCUGGCCUCGACUCCCGAGUUCUUUCAGGUCUGCCACACCAAGAAGGACUAUGAAGAGUACGGGCCCAGCAUCUGCCGCCACAACCCCGUCUUCGGAGUCAUGUCCUAGUGUCUGCCUGAAAGCGUCGUUCAAUGGUGUCACGUUGGGGAACAAGUGUCCUUCAGAACCCAGAGAAGGCCGCCGUUCUGUAAAUAGCGACGUCGGUGUUGCUGCCCAGCAGCGUGCUUGCAUUGCCGGUGCAUGAGGCGCGCCGCGGGCCCUUCAGUAAAAGCCAUUAUCCGUGUGCGACCGCUGUCUGCCAGCCUCCUCCCUCACCCGCCCUCCUCUCCCUCGCUCUCCCUCCUCCUCCUCCUCUUCCGAGCUGCUAGCUGACAAAUACAAUUCUGAAGGAAUCCAAAUGUGACUUUGAAAAUCGUUAGAGAAAACAACAUUAGAAAAUGGCGCAAAAUCAUUCUGCCCCGGGAGGGAAUGUGGGGUGCACACCCUUUUCCUCCCAGCCUAUUUUUGUAAAUAAAAUGUUUAAACUUGAAAUACAAAUCGAUGUUUAUAUUUCCUAUCAUUUUGUAUUUUAUGGUAUUUGGUACCAACUGGCUGAUACUAAGCACGAAUAGAUAUUGAUGUCAUGGAGUGCUGUGAUCCAGAGUUUUUAAUUGUGAGGCAUGUUCUGAUAUGUUUAUAGGCAAACAAAUAAAACAGCAAACUUUUUUGCCACAUGUUUGCUAGAAAAUGAUUAUACUUUAUUGGAGUGACAUGAAGUUUGAACACUAAACAGUAUUGUAUGAGAAUUACUACAGAUCUUGUAUGUUUUAGUUUUUUUUGUUUGAACUUUCUGGAACUGUUUUAUAGAAGAUGAUGGUUUGUUGUCGGUGAGUGUUGGAUGAAAUACUUCCUUGCACCAUUGUAAUAAAAGCUGUUAGAAUAUUUAUAAAUAUC